This is a messenger RNA of Clarias gariepinus (North African catfish), 702 nucleotides long. RefSeq names its product IgGFc-binding protein-like. The record is from RefSeq and is a predicted model, not a curated record. The transcript has 2 exons. Lineage: Eukaryota; Metazoa; Chordata; Actinopteri; Siluriformes; Clariidae. The coding region runs from base 168 to 656 and encodes 162 amino acids.
CAACACUUUUACAUUUGUAGCUCCAUGAGACCGUCAUCACUGAGAACUGUCAAGAACGCUUGACCUGUCUACCAGCCGGCAAAAUAGAACGGCAAAAAAUUAGUUGUGAAAGUAGUGAAGUCUGCACCACUAAAAAUGGUGUUCGUGGAUGCUACCCAAGGCAGUGCAUGGUGGAGGCUGGCGGCUCCUUUAGCCUUUUUAGUGGAGAAACCUGGAACAUCACGUCUAUAGGAGCCUAUGAGUUGGUGAAAGCCUGUGAUGGUGCUCUUGAAGAGGAAUGGUUCCGAGUGGUGGUGGAGUUUGGAAGCCAGAACAGUGUUGUGGCUGUGUACGUCUACUUUGAAGAAGUCUUCAUUACGGUCACCAACAAUCAGUCCACUUGGAUCAAUGGAAAGCUUCUCACUCUGCCACAGAAGCUGAAGAAUGAAGUGAUGGUUGAAUUGGUUGAAGAUUCACUCACUAUUGAAAAGAAGGGUAUCCUGAGAGUGUCUUUCAGUCUUUCACUUGGGCUUAAAGUGAGUGUGAGUGAUGGCAUGGCGCCGAAGGUGUGUGGAGCCUGUGGAAGUGACGACAAAAUAUUUGUUCUCCAGCGUCAAAGCAUUCAAAAAUUCAUGGCCAAAUGGAGAGCACUUGACUUUCCAAGUUCCCUUUGUUAAAUACGCUUGAUAUAAUGACAUGGGCAUAUCUGCAUAUUGGAAUUGU